GCAGGACCAUCAUUGACACCUGCCCCACUGGGUAAUGGGCCGUUUAAGACCCCACUGCACCCUCCUCCAUCUCAGGAUCCAUAUGGAUCUUUGUCACAGGCAUCAAGGCGACUCUCUGUUGACCCUUAUGAAAGGCCUGCCUUGACACCAAGGCCAGUAGAUAAUUUUUCUCAUAAUCAGUCAAAUGAUCCAUAUAGCCAGCCUCCCCUAACUCCACACCCAGCUAUGGGUGAAUCUUAUACUCACUCUUCAAGGGCUUUUUCUCAGCCUGGAACCAUAUCAAGGUCAGCAUCUCAGGACCCAUAUUCACAACCCCCAGGAACUCCACGUCCUGUUAUAGAAUCUUACUCCCAAACCUCAGGAACAGCUCGAUCCAAUCAAGAUCCUUAUUCCCAACCUCCUGGUACUCCCCGGCCUAACACUAUUGACCCAUAUAGUCAGCAGCCACCUACCCCUAGGCCUUCUCCACAGACAGAUAUGUUUGUUACGUCUGUGGCAAGUCAGAGACACACUGAUCCAUAUACUCAUCAUCUUGGGCCGCCGAGAUCUGGAAUUUCUGUUCCCUAUUCUCAGCCACCAGCAGCACCAAGGCCAAGGACUUCAGAGGGUUUUACUCGGUCCUCUAGUGCAAGACCAGCCCUCAUGCCAAACCAGGAUCCUUUUUUGCAAGCAGCACAAAACCGAGUACCAGGUUUACCUGGCCCUUUAAUAAGGCCACCUGAUACAUGUUCCCAGACUCCCAGACCAGCUGGGCCUGGCCUUACAGACACAUUCAGUCAUGCUUCCCCAUCUGGUGUUCGUGAUCCGUACGAUCAGCCUCCAAUGACUCCCAGGCCACAUUCUGAGUCUUUCGGGGCUAGUCAAGUUGUCCACGAUCUUGUUGACCGUCCAGUUCCUGGAUCAGAGGGAAACUUUAGCACAUCUUCAAACCUUCCUGUAAGCUCCCAAGGACAGCAAUUUUCCAGUGUCUCCCAGCUUCCUGGACCCGUGCCAACCUCAGGAGGAACUGACACACAGAGCACCGUGAACAUGUCUCAAGCUGACACCGAGAAAUUGAGACAGCGGCAGAAGCUGCGUGAAAUCAUUCUCCAGCAACAGCAGCAGAAGAGGAUUGCUAGUCGCCAGGAGAAGGGGCCUCAGGACACAGCCGCAGUACCUCACCCUCUGCCCCUUCCACACUGGCAGCCAGAGAGCAUCAACCAGGCUUUCACCCGACCUCCACCUCCCUAUCCUGGGAACACUCGAUCACCUGUUAUCCCCCCACUAGGACCUAGAUAUGCAGUUUUCCCCAAAGAUCAGCGUGGACCCUAUCCUCCUGAGGUUGCUGGUGUGGGGAUGAGACCGCAUGGAUUUAGAGUUGGAUUUCCAGGAGCUAGCCAUGGUCCCAUGCCAAGCCAAGAUCGUUUCCAUGUGCCUCAGCAAAUACAAGGAUCUGGAAUUCCUCCAAACAUAAGAAGACCAAUGUCUAUGGAAAUGCCUAGACCUUCAAAUAACCCACCAAUAAAUAAUCCAGUUGGGCUUCCUCAGCAUUUCCCACCACAGGGUCUGCCAGUUCAGCAGCAUAAUAUACUAGGCCAAGCUUUUAUUGAGCUGAGGCACAGAGCUCCAGAUGGAAGGUCACGGUUGCCAUUUGCUGCUUCUCCUGGCAGUGCUAUGGAGUCACCUUCUCAUCCCAGACAUGGAAAUUUCCUUCCCAGACCUGACUUUCCUGGACCUAGACACACAGACCCCAUAAGACAACCUCCCCAGUGUCUACCUAAUCAGCUACCUGUGCAUGCAAAUUUAGAGCAGGUCCCACCUUCUCAGCCAGAGCAAGGUCAUCCUGCCCACCAAUCUUCUAUUGUCAUGAGGCCCCUAACUCAUCCUUUAAGUGGUGAAUUUUCUGAGGCUCCUUUGUCAACAUCUACCCCAACUGAAACACCCCCAGAUAACUUAGAGAUAGCUGGUCAGUCUUCUGAUGGUCUGGAGGAAAAACUAGACUCUGAUGAUCCUUCUGUGAAAGAACUGGAUGUCAAAGAUCUUGAGGGAGUCGAAGUCAAAGAUUUGGAUGAUGAAGAUCUAGAAAAUUUAAAUUUAGACACAGAGGAUGGCAAGGGUGAUGACCUGGACACUUUAGAUAAUUUGGAAACCAAUGACCCUAACCUGGAUGACCUCUUAAGGUCAGAUGAAUUUGAUAUCAUAGCGUACACAGAUCCAGAACUUGACUUAGGGGAUAAAAAAAGCAUGUUCAAUGAGGAAUUAGACCUUAAUGUUCCAAUUGAUGAUAAGCUAGAUAAUCAGUGUGUAUCUGUUGAACCCAAAAUAAGGGAUCAAGGAGACAAAACUAUGGUUCUUGAAGAUAAGGACUUGCCACAGAAAAAAUCCAGUGGUAUCAGUGAGAUAAAGACAGAAGCCCUGUCUCCCCACUCUAAAGAAGAACCAGAGAGUGACAUUAAAAACUGCGAUGACAGCAGAGGAGAUGCCGAGACAGUGUGCUCACAGGCUUCUGCUCAGACCAGUCACAGUGACCGAGGAAAGCCUUCUCUGCUGACUGCUGAUCAAGAGAUGCUUGAGAAAAGAAAUAACCGGGAGAAUGCAGCUCCUGGUGUCUGUGCCAUUCAAGAGUCCACUCCUCUGCCUACUCAAGACGUGAUGAACUCUUGUGACAUAACAGGAUCGACUCCAGUUCUCUCGAGUUUACUCUCGAAUGAAAAGUGUGAUAGCUCUGACAUUAGGCCUUCAGUGUCUUCCCCACCAACUCUGCCCAUCUCACCAUCUACUCAUGGGUCAAGUUUGCCUCCUACUUUAAUACCACCUGGCCCUCUCUUAGAUAAUACCAUGAAUUCUAAUGUAACAGUGGUCCCUAGGGUAAACCAUGCAUUUUCUCAGGGUGUGCCAGUAAAUCCAGGAUUCCUUCAGGGUCAGUCAUCAGUGAACCAUUUAGGGACAGGGAAACCUACGAAUCAAACUGUGCCUCUCACAAAUCAGUCCAGCACCAGUGGCAUGCCUGGACCACAGCAGCUAAUGAUGCCUCAAACAUUAGCCCAGCAGAGCAGAGAGAGGCCCCUCCUUCUAGAGGAACAGCCUCUGCUUCUACAAGAUCUUUUGGAUCAAGAGAGGCAGGAGCAGCAGCAGCAAAGACAAAUGCAAGCUAUGAUUCGUCAGCGGUCAGAACCAUUCUUCCCUAACAUUGGUAGGAAAUUCCUUCUGUCUCAAAAUAACUUACUGGGGCAUUUGAGUACAUGCAGCAUGCUUGUAAAUACUCAUUGUUGAGAUUACAUUUGGAAUCAGUGUAAUCUGAGAAUUUUCUAUCUUCUCGGGUCUUUAAACUAACUGAAGACAGAAAUUUUAGAUUUCUUCCAGGUCAGUAAAAAUGAAGAUAACCUUGAAUUGUUACCUCAUUCAGUUUGGCUUGUGUUAAUGGUGGUUUUAGUUUUAUCUGCCAAUUGUCAUAAGAAAAUAAAUGUAAGGAAAUUAUGAUAGAAAUAAAACUUCUUGUUCUUUUGUGUA
This is a messenger RNA of Rattus rattus (black rat), 3489 nucleotides long. RefSeq names its product histone-lysine N-methyltransferase 2C-like. The record is from RefSeq and is a predicted model, not a curated record. The coding region runs from base 226 to 3252 and encodes 1008 amino acids. The transcript is spliced from 3 exons. Lineage: Eukaryota; Metazoa; Chordata; Mammalia; Rodentia; Muridae.